This is a messenger RNA of Corticium candelabrum, 2721 nucleotides long. RefSeq lists its product as uncharacterized. The transcript is spliced from 11 exons. Lineage: Eukaryota; Metazoa; Porifera; Homoscleromorpha; Homosclerophorida; Plakinidae. Bases 1561 to 2469 code for a protein of 302 amino acids. The record is from RefSeq and is a predicted model, not a curated record.
GAUGAUGGCGUCUGGAGGAAAGCGUGGUCCCUACAGAGAGUAUCUUCGGAACACGGAGAUGAUGCCAAGAAGAAUGAGACUUGAAGUUGAGGAAGCAAUCUAUCAAGAAAAGGAACUACCAAAAUAUUCUGAAAAUUUGGAAGAUGAGACGACAACAGACAUUUCCUUUCUUCAGUGGUCACCUGGCCACAGUAACAGAGAAGCAGAAAAUGUACCCGAUGAUGCUGAGUCACAGUGUUCAGUCUCGGCGGAAACCGAGUCUGUAUCUUCAAUUGAGCAAGAGAGCACCGGUCUACCUGAAGAUUGUCACGAAGACACUGAUUCCUUGUGUAGUCAAAUGAUUCUGACAAAGGAGAAGGAUCUGACAGAUGGAACUGGGCAGAGCAUUUCUUUGCUGGCCACUCUCAGUUUGAUCUGGAAGAGCCUGAAGUAAAUUAUGGGUCUGCAAGUUGUGACGGUAAUGUUGACACAGAUGCAGAUGAAAGAAUAUUUCCUGCCUGUCCAUUGACGUUAAAUUCGAGUGCAGUCCUUAUAAUGGAGUUCCUGGUUCACCAUAAGAUAUCUCAGAAGGCUGCCGAAGAUGUAGUCGAGCUUCUUACUGCUCACUUUCCUCCAGGGCAUAAAAUGCUUACAUCACUAUACAGGCUCAAGUCUCACUGGAGGAAGCAAUCUGCCGUGUCUAAAUAAGAAAAGAGACUUGUUUGCUCUAACUGUGAUACCAUAAUGCAAGAGAAUGAGCAACACUGUGGACAUCCUGAGUGCCUUGGUGUGUGUCGACCUCUUGAGUUUCUAGUCGUCAAGUUAAAAUUGAAACUGCUCUUGGACAGAUAUUCCGUGACCCUGCUUUUUGCUCUCAGCUGCCAAGAAAUUUUGAGGAGCAAUCGCUGUUUUCUGACAUCACCAGUGGGUCUAGCUACAGGUAUAUCACUAGGAUUGGGUACACCCAGACACCUCGGAGUAUAACACUGACCUUAAACACUGAUGGAGUUUCUAUUUUCAAAACAUCGAGAAGUGGUUCACUUUAGCCAGUAUACCUUACCGUGAGCUCUCACCUAAAUCUCGGUAUUCUGUGAAGUAUGUCAUCUUGUAUGCUUUGUGGUUCCAGCCUGGGAAGCCACCUAUUCAAGCUUUUCUUGACCCUCUCAUCCAGCAAAUUGGUGUGCUUUCAAGUGAAGGUGCUCUAUUUGAGACUGCUAGAGGAAUGCAGCAUUGUAGAGCUCGGCUUGUCUUGGUGACAUGUGACCUCCCAGCUAGGGCAAUGCUACUGUGCAUGAAAAAUUUUAAUGGCAUUGCUGUGUGUUUCUAUUGUUACCAUCCUGGAAUGACUAUUGGAGAUGACCAUCUACAUCAGUACUGGCCGUACGAUGGUACUUUAGAGAGAAGAAGGCAUGAAUCUAUGAAACAAGAUGUUAUAACUGCAACUGCAACUAACUCAGCAUGUCGUGGUAUGCUUCCUGUGGUUUCUCCCUUAAUAGCAGCACCGGGUUUCAACAUGGUUGACAAUGUUACAAUUGAUUAUAUGCAUGUAGUGUGUCUUGCAUUGUUUGGGCACUUCUUGAUAUGUGGUUGACUCAACGAUCUGAAUCUUACUUUAUUGGUGAUAAGGUUGUGUUUCUGGAUAGACGCCUUCUUUGCAUAUGUCCACCGAUCGUUAUCAAUCGCAGUCCACACACUAUGAAGGAAUUCUGUACUUGGAAAGCUAAUGAGCUUCGCUCCUGGCUAUUCCAUUGGUCAUUGCCUGUCUUACGUGGAGUUUUCCCAACAGAAUACUUUGUCCAUUAUUCUUUGCUGGUGAUUGGUUGCCGAUUGCUUUGUCAAAGUUAUGUAUCAAGAGAGCAAAUGGAAGAGGCUCGUAAACUGCUGCUGAAGUUUUAUCAAAUUUACAAACUUUUAUAUGGCACGAAAGCAGUGAAAGUACACCUUCUGCAACAUUUGCCGGAUGUUGUAGAGAAGUGGGGUGCUUUGUGGGGUCAUUCCUACUUUUGGUAUGAGUCCCUAGGUGGUGUUCUUAAAAGGUUUGUACACGGCACACGAUUUGUUUGCAGCCAGGUUGCCUCAAUUGUUAUGAUCAUUAAUACCAUUUCAGAUGUGCUACCAUCACUGACUGACCAGCUAUUAGCACCACCUGUAGUUUGUUUGGCUACAAAAUUUGGACUGAUGUGGUCCCCUUUCGAAGUGAAAGAUUCUGUGAAAGCUUUUUGUCUACCGAAUCUGUUUGUUGACCCAAUCAAUGUUGUUUUGAGGAGGCUUGGCAACGAGGAACUUUGUUGUGGUUCGCCUGUCAAAACUGUUGGGAGACUGAAACUAGCUGGUCAUGUGAUACAAUCAAAGAAAAGUCACGCGACAAAGAAAAAUUCUUAUAAUGUCAAAUUUACCGAAUGUCAUGAAGAACAGCCGUUGUUUGGUUAUGUAUUACUCUUUAUCAUUUUUGGAUGUGAACGGUUUGCUGUUAUUCAAUGGCUCAAUUAAAAUGGAGGAGUGGCCAUUAUUGCAUAAUGACGAUGACUGCAUGACUGAUGUUGUUGAUGCUUACAGGAAUCUUCGGGAGCCGAUCGGAAAGCAUUUACUUCCUUCUCAAGAGACUCGGGACCUGGUAGCAAUUCCUGUAGGAGACAUAACAGCUCAAGUAGUCUGUAUGAAAAUGUUAGGUUUAAGCUGUAUUUUUUUGUCUCGAUUUCUUAACAUCAUUGAGUGUGAUCGAGUUGUGAAAUACUCAAGAAA